Messenger RNA from Racocetra fulgida, 1035 nucleotides. Lineage: Eukaryota; Fungi; Glomeromycota; Glomeromycetes; Diversisporales; Gigasporaceae. The record is from the annotation of a GenBank genome assembly.
GGCAACUGCUCAAGGACUUAGAAAUCGUACUGAAUCACCACGUCGACCUUUCGUGCUCUCACGAUCAUUUUUUGCAGGUUCUCAACGAUAUGGUGCUAUUUGGACGGGUGACAAUGGUUCAAGUUGGGAUUAUUUAGCCAUAUCAACUCCUAUGCUAUUGACCCUGGGUAUUUCUGGGUUGCCAUUUUCAGGAGUUGAUGUCGGUGGAUUUUCUGGUGAUCCGCAGCCUGAACUCUUUGUUCGAUGGUGUCAAGCAGGAGCUUUUGAACCCUUCUUUCGUGGACAUUCUGAUAAUUAUACAAAAAGACGUGAACCAUGGGUAUUCGGUGAACCAUAUACCGGUUAUGUUCGUGAUAUAAUAAAAGAAAGAUAUUCGUUGUUACCUUUAUGGUAUACUCUAUUCUACGAAGCCAUCUGUCCUGACGACGAACAAGUCUACGAAAUGGACGAUCAAUUUUUUGUUGGCAAUUCGUUACUUGUCAAGCCUAUUGUAAAGGAAGGCCAAACAUCUACUGAAGUGUAUUUUUCAGGAAACGAGAUAUAUUACGAUUAUUUUACAUUUGGAAAAGUUCACGGGCCCAUUAAAGUUCAAAUUGAUGCCCCUUUAAACAAAAUUCCUGUCUUUUUACGCGGCGGAUCCAUUAUUCCAAAGCGACAGACAAUUCGAAGAUCUUCUUCCGCCAUGCAUUUAGAUCCUUUUACAUUAGUGAUUGCAUUAAACGAAAAUAGAGAAGCAAUUGGCUCUUUAUAUUUGGAUGAUGGUGAAACUUAUGAUUACGAGAAAGGAUAUUUUGUUUAUCGUCAAUUUAGAUUCUCUGCUGAAAAAUUGGCGUCCACGUCAUUAUCAUUAUUUGAUAAUGAUAAAAAUAUAUAUGAGCAGUCAAUUAAUUCCGUUUAUGUUGAGCAAAUAAUAGUAUUAGGAUUUGAUUUGAAACCCAGCAGAAUUAUUGCACAUUAUAGCAAUGCAACUUCUGAUUUUGAAUUACAAUUUGAAUGGAAAGACUUUGAUGCACUCAUUAUAAAAGGCUCUAAUCU